Messenger RNA from Drosophila hydei, 1702 nucleotides. Its product is annotated as transcription initiation factor TFIID subunit 1. Gene Ontology annotation, biological process: regulation of actin filament polymerization. Gene Ontology annotation, molecular function: actin filament binding. Gene Ontology annotation, cellular component: actin filament; cortical actin cytoskeleton; plasma membrane. Bases 184 to 1590 code for a protein of 468 amino acids. The record is from RefSeq and is a predicted model, not a curated record. Lineage: Eukaryota; Metazoa; Arthropoda; Insecta; Diptera; Drosophilidae. The transcript has a single exon.
CCGGCAAGCGUUCAACAUCAGUUGGCAGCUUGAAGCUUUCUGGGGCACUCAAAGAGCAAGAGAGAAAGAGAAAGAAAGAGAAUCAGGGAUACAGCGCAAGAGAACCAAUUGAAUCGCAUCUAAGAAGUCUUGCAAUUGUUAUUCGAAAACAUCACAAGGAUAAGCGAAGCAUAUUUCUCAAACAUGGCUGAGUCAGCUAAGCGUAAUGAGCAGCUGCUGGACGCUCAGGAAGAGGUCCUUGAUUGUGACAUUGAGUUCGAGGAGGAGCAGCCGCAGUCCUCGCAGCCGCCGGUGCCGCACAGGAGCAACAAGCUCAUCAGGAAGGCCAUGAAGAAGGCGUACAAGGCGCAGCGCAUGCUGCAGCAGGCCAUGGAGCAGCUGGCCGCCGAGCAGGCCAAGGCCGAGAGGCGUCAGUGCAAGCGGGCCAAGAAGCAGCGAAGGCGCGAGAAGAAGCAGCUGAAGAAGCAGGCCAAGAAACAGGCCAAGAAGCAGCAAAAGGAGCAGCCAAACCAGAGCCAGGAUCAAAACGAGCAGCCACGCAGCCGCUCCAACAGUGUCAGCUCCACUUCCAGCUCUUCGAGCUCCUCCAGCUCCUCGAGCUCCUCGAGCAGCUCUUCCAGCAGCUCGAGCUCCGGCUCGGAGCAGAACUUUGGACGCGGCUGCUAUGGUUGGCCUAGACGACAUGGCCAUCGUCAUCAUGGCCGACGCGAGCGUUCCAGGUCGCCUUCGCACUGGCGCCGGCAUGGACAUCAUGGCCAUAGGCACGGCCAUGGUCCCCAUCACGGCCAUGGUCCCCAUCACGGUCAUGGCCCCCAUCACGGUUUCGGUCCCCAUCACUUUGGACCCCACAAUUUUAUGGCCCGAGGCGGCUUCGGUGGCUGCCCCUGGCCAAUGAUGGAGCAGCAGUUUUUUCGGAACGGCGACCUGCCGUGGGCUCAGGAGACGCGCAUGGCAUGGCCGAGACACCGAUCGAGAUCUAAGUCGCGCUGUGCUUCACGUGGCAAACAUGGCGCCCAUCACAGCAGGGGAGACAGGGGAGACAAGCGCAGCCACAGCCACAGCCACGGACACGGACACGGAGAUGGCCACACGGGUGGUCACCAUGAGCGUCGAGUGAGCCGCUCCAAAUCCAGCUCCAGCUCCAGCUCCAGCUCCAGCUCCAGCUCCAGUUCCAGCUCCAGUUCUAGGUCUAGAUCUAAAUCUGCUAACGAUAAGGAUCAGAGUCGUGAACAUGGACACGGACACGGUCACCAUCGUGGCUCUCAUCAUGGGCCUCACCAUGGACACCAUCAUAGAUCGCAUCAUGGUCCCCACCAUGGACCCCAUCAUGGACCCCAUCAUGGACCCCAUCAUGGACCCCAUCAUGGACCCCAUCAUGGACCCCAUCAUGGACCCCAUCCUCGUCACAGUGCCGAAAAAUGGCUAUCUGAUGGCUUCGACCCAAAUUCUUCAGCUUUUAACUCGUUUGAUCUGUUCUGGCAUUCGGCCCCGCCGUCAAAUAACAGCUCCAACAAGCACGACAAGCAUGGCCACAAGGGCAAGGGCAAGGGCAACGACAAGGGCAAGGCCGAGGGCAAGGACAAGCAAUGAGCAGCUAAUCUGCUGGCCUGCAGCACUGCCUCCAUGCUUAUUGAAAUGUUGUUCGACUACGACCAUUAUUUUCCUAUACUUUGCAUUAACCAACUAAUAUAUAUAUAUUUAU